GACGCGACUCUUCUUCUUACCACCACUUUCGUGUUUAUCAGCCACUUUCGCGUUUGACCCUAAUUUUUGGUCGCAUUUUGGAAUAAUUACAUUAUUGCUUACAGUACUAUCUAUUACCACUUACCCGGAAACACCUUUCGCCACUAGCACUCAAGCUAAUCAUCAUUAAUCUAUGUCCCAACAAAAAGCAAGCGGUGGUAAAUCGAAAGCUGGUGCACAAGGGAAUUCGGGAAAUGGUGUUGCGGGGUCUGGCGUAGGUGCAGCUCCUCGCACGAUCCAAACGCGGAGUCAGAGGGCCGGAUUGCAAUUUCCUGUGGGCCGUAUUCACCGUUAUCUGAAACAACGAACGCAACAUAAUGUACGCAUUGGUGCUAAAGCUGCAGUUUACACGAGUGCAAUCUUAGAGUAUUUGACUGCGGAAGUGCUCGAGCUAGCUGGUAAUGCCUCGAAAGAUCUGCGCGUAAAGCGUAUCACGCCACGCCAUCUACAGCUUGCGAUCCGUGGGGACGAAGAGCUUGACAUUCUCGUACGCGCGACGAUCGCCGGAGGUGGAGUACUCCCAUUCAUACACAAGAGCUUAACUGCGGGAGUUGGGGGAACCAAGAAGAAGUUGGGGGAUGCAGUACCCGCAUGAAAGUGAUAUUGCAUGUAGGACAGCUACUGGGCGUAUUUAUCGAUUUUCUAAUGGUGUACUGCUGAUAUGGUGCUUUGUGCACAUGUACAUCGUUUGUACUUGUAGCGGGACAUCGUAGCUGACGUAUACAAUCGGCUUUUCAAACGAACUUCUCCCUUAGAAAUCUCGGUGGUACACAAGAUAGAAAUGGAAACAGGAAUCAAAUACGAACAGCUUGGAGUUGAAGGAAGUACGAUGUAUCCAUGCUAUGUGAUGAUAGUGCGUCCUUUGGUGUCAAUGCACCCGAAGCCUUGUGAUCCCCUCAAAGCACCCACUGACAAGCCCUACACAUGCCCUUUGUUUUUCAUGAUUAUACUCCCUGGAAAAUAAGGAGAUUAGGACGUGUUGCCCCUGAUGCAAUAUUUCUGCCGGUCUUCUCAGCUAUGCUGACUAA
This is a messenger RNA of Serpula lacrymans var. lacrymans S7.9, 1067 nucleotides long. RefSeq lists its product as uncharacterized. Bases 173 to 634 code for a protein of 153 amino acids. Gene Ontology annotation, molecular function: protein heterodimerization activity; structural constituent of chromatin; DNA binding. Gene Ontology annotation, cellular component: nucleosome. The record is from RefSeq and is a predicted model, not a curated record. Lineage: Eukaryota; Fungi; Basidiomycota; Agaricomycetes; Boletales; Serpulaceae. The transcript is spliced from 5 exons.